UAAAUAGUUUAGUCCUCCUUAUUGUAAAUUAAUUUAAUUAAUUAGUUUUAGUAAUAGUUUUGCAACUAAUUAUGUCCGAAAUGUUUGUGUUGUCCUCAAUCGGUCCCUACGUUUGUUGUAACUGUGGUUUCGGUGACAAUCAAUCGGUAUUUAAGAUAUACGGCAACAGACAGAACAACGGUUCCGUAAUAAAUCCCGUUUUGAAGAAAAACACGACUCAUCUGAAGCUAACUGAAUGUCUUAAAUGUGGUCAACCGGUCGAUGAAUACGUCCAGUUAGACAAUUGUAUCCUAUUUUUAGACGCCAUUCUUCAAAAACAAAGCUUUUAUAGACAUAUUUUGCUGAACUCUGUCUUUGAUAAGAAAGUGCCGCUAAAGUUAGCCGUUGUGUUUGGUCUGUGCGAUGCCUACCGAAAGUGGUCGUCCAUUAAUGAGACGCAACACUACAAGUCAUAUAUUGAACUCGAGUUUAGUUUUUAUCUCAUUUUCACCAAAAGUAUAACCGAAAAUCUACUUUUCUAUUCAAUGCUAUAUUUACUCUUCACAUUGAUGUGCGGCUCAUCUAAACCGAAGAACUUAUUGUCGUCAUUCAUCAUCUGUUCGUACGGAAAGAUAUUUUCUUUACCGGCCAUUCUCUGGACACAAGAACUAAAACCUAUUAUCGAUCUAUUAUUAGAGGCAUUCCUAUUGAUAUCAUUAGUCCAAUGCUGUCGAGUAAAGGCCAACAAUAUGUCCAAAAUUAAAGCCAUUUUUAUCGUUGCCUUAACUCUUCUUUUACACCAAACAUUUCUUUACUCUUUCGAGACAUACUUCUUGAAACUUCAAUCUUAAGAACCGGAUUUGAUUUAUUUGUAGU
Oppia nitens is the source of this 855-nucleotide messenger RNA. RefSeq names its product protein ARV1-like (gene Arv1). Gene Ontology annotation, biological process: intracellular sterol transport; regulation of plasma membrane sterol distribution; sphingolipid metabolic process. Bases 72 to 830 code for a protein of 252 amino acids. Lineage: Eukaryota; Metazoa; Arthropoda; Arachnida; Sarcoptiformes; Oppiidae. Gene Ontology annotation, cellular component: Golgi apparatus; cortical endoplasmic reticulum. The record is from RefSeq and is a predicted model, not a curated record. The transcript has a single exon.